Penicillium daleae is the source of this 984-nucleotide messenger RNA. RefSeq names its product quinone oxidoreductase family protein. The transcript has a single exon. The coding region runs from base 1 to 984 and encodes 327 amino acids. Lineage: Eukaryota; Fungi; Ascomycota; Eurotiomycetes; Eurotiales; Aspergillaceae. Gene Ontology annotation, molecular function: oxidoreductase activity. The record is from RefSeq and is a predicted model, not a curated record.
AUGAGAGCCCUUGAACUCACGCGUACUUCAGCGAGUGACCCUCCAGAAUUGAAAAUAAAAGAUUUGCCUGUUCCUCAAUUGAAACUCGGUCACGCCCUCGUUCGCAUUCACUAUGCCUUCAUCCAGCCAUCCGACAGAUUGAAUGCCCAAGGUGGCUUCUCAUAUACCACAUUCCCACGUGUCCCAGGACGUGAUUACUCCGGAACUGUGAUUGACAUCAUGAGCGAUCACCCCGAAUCAAAGUCAUGGGUUGGGAAACACGUCUACGGAACCAGCGGGUCAAGUCUCGGGUUCGAAACGGAUGGCACGCACGCUCAGUACUGCUUGAUUCCGGAAAAUGCGCUUGUCGAGAAGCCAUCUCGGCUGUCAUCCAUCCAAGCCGCGACUGUUGGAGUCCCAUUUACGACGGCCUUGAUUUGUUUGCAGCGCGCGCAAGUAAAGGCAGACGACGUUGUCCUUGUACUUGGUGCGAGAGGCGCUGUAGGGUCUGCAGUGGUGCAGAUGGCUAGGGCAAUGGGAUGCAGACGGGUUUUGACGGCGGCACGUCGUGGAGACCCAACCCCUGAUAUUGUCCUGGACUCUGGUGGCUCCAUCAAAGAGUCUAUCUCAAAACUGACCGGUGGGAAUGGUGUGGACGUUGUGAUUGACACUGUGGGAGAUUUGGCCUUGAUGGCGGCGGUGAUGGAACAAUUGGCUCUUCAGGGACGAUAUGCAUGGAUCGCAGCUCCCCGAGGAGCAGAUAGUAAACAAUUGGCCUUUGACGUGUUCAAGGCUUACCGCAAGGAAAUUUCGCUUGUGGGGUGCAACUCAGCCGCUCGUACGCUCGAACAGACGGCGGAAUAUUUACGGUCGAUGAGCGGGUGGAUCGAGACGGGUCUUCUAAAGGCACAGGAUGAAUCUCAGCUCAGCAUAGUGAGGAUUGAAGAUGCCAUUACUUCUGGGUACGGGAAUCCUACGCGGAAAAUGGUCAUUAACAUGUCUUAA